AUCAAAGGAUUUUUUUGCCUUAUUUUAACUCUGUUCCUCAGCCAAAAAACACCCAUUUUCUCUCUCUCAGUCUCAGUCAGUUUUCUUCUUCACUCACUAUGGCGAAGCGCGCUGUUACAGCUCCAUGUGCUGCUGCUUACAUUCUUCUUAUUCUCUCGGCUACUUCAUUAACCGCUGCUAUUGACGACGGUCUAUUGAACAAUGGAGAUUUUGAGACUCCGCCAUCAGGAGGAUUCACAAGCACAAACGAGGACAGUGUAGUGGAUGGUCCUACAACAAUCCCAGGAUGGCAAACUAAAGGAACAGUGGAGUUGGUCUCAGCUGGUCAAAAGCAAGGUGCAAUGAUCUUGAUCAUCCCAGGAGGAACUCAUGCCGUCCGAUUAGGCAACGAGGCACAAAUCACCCAAGAUCUAAAGGUGGAGAAAGGAUCAGUGUAUGCUGUCACGUUUAGUGCUGCCCGUACCUGUGCACAGCUAGAGUCCCUUAAUAUAUCAGUGGGCCCUGCAAGUGCAUCCUCAGCCAUUGAUCUGCAAACAGUGUAUACUGAUCAAGGGUGGGAUUCUUAUGCUUGGGCUUUUGAAGCUGAUCAAGAGGAUGCUAAUCUGAUGUUGAUGAAUCCUGGUAUGGAGGAAGAUCCUACCUGUGGACCUAUUAUUGAUGAUGUUGCUAUUAAGAAGAUGUUUGUUCCUGAUAGGCCUAAAGAUAAUGCAGUGCUUAAUGGAGACUUUGAAGAAGGUCCAUGGCUAUUCAAGAACGAGUCUCUUGGCGUCCUCCUACCAACCAAUCUCGAUGAAGAAACAACCCCGUUACCAGGUUGGAUAGUCGAGUCAAAUCGAGCAGUCAGAUACGUUGAUUCAAACCACUUCGAUGUCCCUGAAGGAAAACGAGCAAUUGAGCUCCUUUCCGGGAAAGAAGGCAUCAUAUCUCAAAUGGUCGAAACCACACCAAAGAAAGACUACACCUUAACCUUCUCGAUGGGGCAAGGCGGAGACAAAUGCACCGAGCCCCUAGCUAUCAUGGCAUUUGCCGGGGAUCAAGCUCAAAACUUCCAUUACACACCGAACUCAAACUCCACGUUCCAACAAGAAGGCCUUAACUUCACAGCUAAGGCAGAAAGGACUCGAAUUGCGUUCUAUAGUGUGUACUAUAACACUCAGAGUGAUCAUAUGAGCUCUCUAUGCGGCCCGAUUUUGGAUGAUGUGAGGGUUUGGGGGACAUCUAGUUCUUCUAGGAUUGGUCUUGGAAUGUUUGCUCUAUGGUUUUGGGUUAUAGUCCUGAUUUUGGUCUAGUUAUCUUAAGAUGGUGGUGUUGUAUCACCUUUAAUUUAGUACUACUACUACUACAAUAUGAUUGUUUGGUGGAAGUUGUAAUCUCUGUAUUCUGCUAGUGCUAAUUAUGUAAGGUUUGAUGAUAUAUAUUUAUAUAUAGAUGUAGGAGCAUUCAUUAAAUUACUAGAUAGAUUUUGAGCCAUGUGUUUUUUUUUUUUUUUUUAAAUUUCAAUUAUUAUAUAAAUUAAUU
Molecule: messenger RNA, 1518 nt
Organism: Amaranthus tricolor (Joseph's coat)
Lineage: Eukaryota; Viridiplantae; Streptophyta; Magnoliopsida; Caryophyllales; Amaranthaceae
Product: protein DUF642 L-GALACTONO-1,4-LACTONE-RESPONSIVE GENE 2
Exons: 3
Coding region: 99-1289 (396 amino acids)
Cellular component (GO): plasma membrane
Source: RefSeq, a predicted model, not a curated record